AUGGCUACUGUCCGACAGGCCAAUGUAGAACAGCGCGAAAUUGUACGGCAACUCGACGCUCAAAAUCAUUCUGAAAGGCGCCGCAGCCUACAAGUUAGACUUGCACAACGCCUUCGAAAUACGACAUCGCGCCAACAAUCUCGUCUCGAUGGGGACUAUAGUGCUGCAGAACAAGAACAAAACACGGAUGAACGUCGGCAAGCUCGCCUGGAUCCGGAAUACCGCGCUGCUGAACAAGGACGAAAUACAGCUGGGCAUCGACGAGCUCGCCUGGAUCCGGGCUAUGUUGCAGAAGAAAAAGAGCGAAACACAGCCGGACGUCGUCGAGCUCGCCUGGAUCCGGGCUAUGUUGCAGAGGAACAGGAGCGGAACACGGUCGGACAUCGUCGAGCUCGCCUGGAUCCGGGCUAUGUUGCUGAAGAACAAGAGCGAAACACGGCCGGACGUCGUCGAGCUCGUAUGGAUCUGGGCUAUUUUGCAGAGGAACAGGAGCGAAACACGGCCGGACGUCGUCGAGCUCGUCUGGAUCCGGGCUAUGUUGCAGAGGAACAGGAGCGAAACACGGUCGGACAUCGUCGAGCUCGCCUGGAUCCGGGUUAUGCUACUGAAGAACAAGAGCGAAACACGGCCGGACGUCGUCGAGCUCGUAUGGAUCCGGGCUAUGUUGCAGAGGAACAGGAGCGAAACACAGCCGGGCGUCUUCGAGCUCGUCUGGAUCCGAGUUAUGUUGAGGAAGAACAAGAGCGAAACACAGCCGGACGUCGUCGAGCUCGCCUGGAUCCGAGCUAUGUUGCUGAAGAACAAGAUCGAAACACGGCCGGACGUCGUCGAGCUCGUCUGGAUCCGAAUACCGUUGCUGAGGAACAAGGCCGAAAUACAGCGGGACGUCGUCGAGCUCGUCUGGAUCCGGGCAUCGUUGCUGAAGAACAAGAGCGAAACACGGCCGGACGUCGUCAAGCUCGCUUAGAUCCAGGCUACAGCGCAGCUGAACGAGAGAGGAAUGCUGAACAACACCGACAAGAGCAGAACAAUCGCAAGAAGAACGGGAGGAAGCCAGAGAAAGAGAACUUCAGCAAAGAAGAGGAUCUGCAAUUACAAUAUACAAAAGGAAAAUCAAGGAAGGACCAUCGGAAUGCUGCAUAUGCUGUGGAGGGACGUGGUUCCCAGACAAGAUACUUUGAUAAUAGACUGCGAGAGUUGAUGAAACUAUUCAAAUCUGAUAUAUUUGGAGAAUUUGAACGGUCGCACUAUUAUUGGAGAAUGGAGUUCCAACACAGAGGGUCACCCCACUCCCAUGGAGCUCCAAAGUUCAACAAUGGCGAUUCCACCAAUAUUGAACAGAUGGUGAAUUUUAUCGAUAGAUUUAUCACCACCAACGGAGAUGAUUCUGAACUACAAGAAGUGAUACGGUACCAGCGCCACAGACACAGCGCAUCAUGUCUAAGGGAACUUCGGGAGAAUCCUGCACAGGAUGCCGACGUCUUCACAAUUGACACCAAAUUGGAAACUUUGUCCAAUGCGUGGAACGAGUUCGUGAAGUCUGGCGACGAAUUGGCCAAAUCCGACAAACUAGAGGGUUAUGUGGACCCUACCGAAGACUUCGAGAUAUACGAGGAGAAAUAUGAAAGAGCAAAUGCCCGCCUUAAGGCUUUACGAGCUACCUUGGCUACGUCUGGCAAGUUGGAAGAAAUCGUCGCGGCUGGCAACGAUGGUUCGGUCUUCCAAAGAAUUCUGCAACAAUUGCAAAAUCAACAGCAACAACUACAACUCCAGGUACAGCGUCAAAUGGAACUCCAGAUGCAGAGCUCACAGUCGGUUGCAACACCGGCACCAAGAGAUUGUGAGUUACCGGAAAUCAACAUCAAGCCCUUCGGUGGAGAUUACAAGGAAUGGCAUGCCUUUAAAGACCUGUUUGAGAGUACCAUUGACGGAAAGACAACUUUGACGAAUAUCCAAAAGUUUCAUCACAUGAAGUCAUGCGUCAUAGGAGAAGCAGCGAUACUCAUCCAGCAUUUGCCCGUAGUGGUGCAAAUUACGACACUGCAUGGAAAUCAUUGA
Drosophila willistoni is the source of this 2058-nucleotide messenger RNA. RefSeq lists its product as uncharacterized. The transcript has 5 exons. The coding region runs from base 1 to 2058 and encodes 685 amino acids. The record is from RefSeq and is a predicted model, not a curated record. NCBI's taxonomy places the organism in Eukaryota, Metazoa, Arthropoda, Insecta, Diptera, Drosophilidae.